This is a messenger RNA of Cotesia congregata, 237 nucleotides long. The record is from the annotation of a GenBank genome assembly. NCBI's taxonomy places the organism in Eukaryota, Metazoa, Arthropoda, Insecta, Hymenoptera, Braconidae.
AUGUUCAAAAUAAUUUGUUCUUUUUGUUUUCUAUUAUUCGUAAUUUCGGAAUCUCUAGCGAAACCAAUGAUUUAUAAACGAAAUCAGGAUAAUAUAUUUGAACGCAUUAUGGUUCCUGUAUCAUCUACAGUCAUUCCUUUACCAGCAUAUAAGGACAAAUAUAAGUAUGACUUUACAUUAAAUGAUAAACAGCAUCAUGCUGUACAUAACUUUGAAGGACGUAUCAAGUUAAUCACA